Molecule: messenger RNA, 1330 nt
Organism: Homalodisca vitripennis (glassy-winged sharpshooter)
Lineage: Eukaryota; Metazoa; Arthropoda; Insecta; Hemiptera; Cicadellidae
Product: ubiquitin-associated protein 1
Exons: 4
Biological process (GO): ubiquitin-dependent protein catabolic process via the multivesicular body sorting pathway
Cellular component (GO): ESCRT I complex
Molecular function (GO): ubiquitin binding
Source: RefSeq, a predicted model, not a curated record
CAUUUCAGUUCAACUGAUUUGUUGACAAUUCAUUUUCUGUUUCAGUACGACUUCACGUUGGAGAGGAGUGUAAUGGAAAAGAUGAGUGAGUGGCGGCAGCUGAGGCACUCUCAACGCUCUGCGAGACGUGAGCGGAUAGAGGCUGAGCGGCAGGCGAGGGCUGCGAGUGAACCGGAGGAGAAACUCGGCCCACCCGAGCGUCCCCUGAGUCCACCCACCUCCAAACCCUACCCCAUCCUCACGCCCGUCCCGAUAAACGCAAGUACCCAUUCACAAUCCACCAACUACUCUAGGUCCUUCAACAUUUCCGAGUUCGAACAGGACACGGCGAGUCCGUUCGACAACAUGGAACUGAAGACUAUCAACGAUCUGGAGGAGUUGGCGGAUAUACUCCAGCCGACUGUGAUUAGUAGUGAUAAGGAAUCCCUGGACGAUAACAAGAGCCCUCCCCCCAGACUUAACGGGUUCAAUAACCCGUAUAACUAUAAUGGUGCAGUGCAAUGGACAAAUAGUUAUAGUCACACAGGCGGUGGUGUGUAUCCCGGUUGGUACCGGGAACCUAACCCCGCCUUACCACAGUAUCCCCCACGCAACCCAACAAUACAGUCAUAUGUGGUGCAGAGGCUGGAUCUCAACCAGAGUUCCCGGAGCGUCCCGGACCUGGUGCAGCAGCUGGAGACGGAACUCCGGGACAAACGGGAAGCGGAGACACGGCGAAGUACGGAACAGCCUCAGCGGCCCGCCAGCAUCGGACCUGCGGAGAUGUCCCAUAAGCCUAUGUCAGCUCUAGACACAACAAGGCACUCAAAACCUGAGUCAACGUCUUCUCUGCCCAACCCCUACCACCAGUUGGCACCUGCUUGUCAGCAGCUGACUGACCGUCUUGCCGAGAUGGGCUUUCCUCUCCCCCGCGUGGCACGUGCAGCUGAGAAAUUUGGAGAUGAUGAAACUAGAAUAGUGGAGUUCCUGGUGCAGGUGCAGUGGCUAGAGGAGAUGAACUACCCAGCAGACCGUGCUGAACGAGCUCUGGUGGCCAACGACUAUCGGGAGAACGAGACUGUCAUGUACCUCAGGAUACUCGGGCAGCUGCUGGAUCUCGGUUUUCCAGAAGAUAAGGUGGAGCGUGCUCUGAAAGACUGUGGCUCGGACAGGGACAAAGCUCUGGACCUGUUGAUUUCGUAGCAGCGGCCCCGUCUUCAUCCUCUCUCACCAUCCGCUUCAGCCUUGCACCAUCACAUCAGCGUACGGAACAUUCUUUAAAGUAUUUAUUUUUCGAUUAAGUCAUUAAGUGUAAUUUAUUUAUUUUUGAAAUAAACACGGAGCGUUGUUA